AUGAGUCUAGCUCGUGGAAGAUGCGUUAUCUGCACAUCCAACUUCACUUCAAAUAAUAUCUCAGCUUUGCACUGUGGCCACACAUUUCACUUUGUCUGCAUCUCUGAAUGGGUCAAGCGCUCAAAAACCUGUCCAAUAUGUAGAGUGACAACAGCUGAGAGGCAUAUCGUGAAGCAUAUAUACUUCGACAGCGCCGAUGACAUUUCCGCUUCUCAGACGGAAACAAGCAGUGCUGCCAAGGUUCUUGACACUGAAAAGAAAUGCUAUCGCGAAAAGAUUCCAUCAUUACAAGCUCGAAAUCGGCAGCUUGAGAUGAUGUUGGUUGACCAGCAGGAAUUGCAGAAGACCCUCGAAAGAACGAAAAGUCGACUUCAAGCAUGCGAAUUCUACAAAGCGGUCACGACCGCGAAAGAUGACUCGGCGAUGGACAAAUAUCUCAGGGAUGACGGCGGAGUCGAAUUUGGGCAGUUUCUCAAAGUAUUGAGAGGGCAGCUGGAAGAUUCACGAAAGUCGCAGCAGAAAUUGAGAGAUGAUUUGUCGGCUGAACGAGAGUUAGUGAGAACUUUGAAGAAAAAAGAGGACGAUCUCAAAAACAUAGUCACCGCUCUUGAGAAAGAACUUCGAGAUGUUCGCUGUGCUGCCAAUAUUGACUCCACACCUUUCAAUCCGAAACUGAGAGGUCUAGACCUGCGAGUGAGCCCUCCAAAACGUGAUUCAAUGGGUUUCAAUGUAUCGGUGGAAAUAAACACGAAUGUUCUUAAUUCAGCCCUAGGGCGCCGUGCGAGAGCAGUGUCCCCUCGAAGGAGGCCUGAUAAAAGUCCGGUGCGUGUACCAAUCUUUUUGAAUCUGUCAGAUGACGAUGAUGAACAGCAACCUGCAGCAGCCGAUGUUUCACUCCAAUAUCCUGCUCAGUUGGAUACCAUACCAAGUCCUCGUAUCCCGAAGACGAUGCGGGAGCGUAUGCUCAAUGGCGGCUCGGAAAAUAAACGUCCCACGGGGCUUGGUGGAGCUCAGGAUGCCCCUGCAAAAGCUCUGGUUGAACUUGAGAUCAGGAACGCCUCUGCUAAUACGAUGUCAAGAAAGCCACUUGUAUUGAAGCGAAAACUCGAUAAAACUGAUCCGAAUAACCAGCGUCUUUCCCAAUUCUUCCCAAAGCGGAAUCCCACCGAUGUCAUUGUUUUAGAUGAUUAG
Molecule: messenger RNA, 1191 nt
Organism: Cooperia oncophora
Lineage: Eukaryota; Metazoa; Nematoda; Chromadorea; Rhabditida; Trichostrongylidae
Source: the annotation of a GenBank genome assembly